Molecule: messenger RNA, 1234 nt
Organism: Musa acuminata subsp. malaccensis (wild Malaysian banana)
Lineage: Eukaryota; Viridiplantae; Streptophyta; Magnoliopsida; Zingiberales; Musaceae
Product: protein farnesyltransferase/geranylgeranyltransferase type-1 subunit alpha
Biological process (GO): protein farnesylation; protein geranylgeranylation
Cellular component (GO): CAAX-protein geranylgeranyltransferase complex; cytoplasm; protein farnesyltransferase complex
Molecular function (GO): protein farnesyltransferase activity; CAAX-protein geranylgeranyltransferase activity
Source: RefSeq, a predicted model, not a curated record
CGUCAAAACCCUAGGUGUAGGAUCGAUCGGUUCGGUUCCGAGGUUCGCUCCUCCUCGAUGCCGUCCUCGGAUGACGAAGUCGAUCGGAUCCCUUUGAGUGCGCGGCCGGAGUGGUUGGACGUGAGGCCCGUCCCGCAGGACGAUGGCCCCAACCCGGUCGCGCCCAUCGCUUAUCGCGAUGACUUCCGGGAGACCAUGGACUACUUCCGCGCCGUGUAUCUCGCCGACGAACGGAGCCGCCGCGCCCUCGACCUCACCACCGAGGCCAUCGGCAUGAACCCUGGCAACUACACCGUCUGGCACUUCAGACGCGUUGUGCUCGAGUCAUUAAAUGCAGAUUUACAUGAGGAAAGGGAUUUUCUAGACCGAAUGACUAUGCGCAAUGCCAAAAAUUACCAGAUCUGGCACCACAGGCGGUGGCUUGCUGAGAAAUUGGGCCCGGAGGUUGCAAAUAAGGAACUUGAAUUUUCUAAACAUAUACUUGAUCUAGAUGCUAAAAAUUAUCAUGCCUGGUCUCAUAGGCAGUGGGUGCUUCAGUCAUUAGGUGGCUGGGAAAGCGAGCUUGACUACUGCUGCAUGCUUCUUGAAGAUGACAUUUUCAACAAUUCAGCAUGGAAUCAGCGGUACUUUGUCAUCACAAGAUCUCCGCUACUGGGAGGCCUACAGGCCAUGAGAGAUUCUGAAGUAGGCUACACAACAGAAGCCAUCUUAGCUAACCCGCUAAACGAGAGCCCUUGGAGAUACCUUCGAGGACUGUACAAGGGCGACACCAGCCAGCUAAUAAGCGACAACCGAGUAUCUGAAUUGUGCCUGAAGGUCCUGAAGACAAGCAACAGCUGCCAAUUUGCAUUAAGCCUGCUCCUGGAUCUUCUUUGUUAUGGUUUCCAACCAUCCGAAGAACUCGGGGCAGUAGUCGAGGCUUUGAGAAACUCUGAACAGGACACAGUAAGCAGUAAGUUAGCCACUACGGUGUGCCUCAUCUUGGAGAUCACGGAUCCAAUGCGAUCGAACUACUGGGCGUGGCGAAGGAAUAAUCUUCCUAGUCAAGUUUGUUAAACUUUCCUAGGGUCCAGGCUAACUUUCCACUCCUGUUUCAUCAAUCUGUGUGGUCCGUAAAGUCCAGGUGAUGGAUCAGCUAUGGAGUCACUGCUCUUUGGAUUUCGCCUCUCAUACAGAGAGCCCGUCAGAAACAUAUUACUCUGUCACGUGAUUAGUUGUAUCUUUGUUGAUCUAA